AGACUUUGUUGAUGCACUCACCAUUUUGCCGGUUCUACUGUUCAUACGCCAAACUUCAGAGUAAAUAACAACACUUUAUCAAGAAUCAUGAAGAGUGUCUUCAUUGGAGCUUUUCUUCUCGCAUGCCUCUCAUUUGGAAUAGGCCAGGGUCUCGAGUGUUCGGCAUGUGCAUCCAUGACAACAACAUCCGGUGCCUCUUCGCUUGGAGAGUGUGAUGAAGGGAGCUUACCGAAGAUAACGUGUUACGAGAACCAGACUUCCUGUGCACGUGCUACGAUCGAUGGGUACGGCCCGUUCAGUCAAGGCCAGAAUGAACAUCCUGUGUAUGGACCCUUCAAUGGCACUGUAUGGGGCUGCGUUGGAACACCCAUUGACAACACGUGCAUAUGGGAUAACGCCGCUCGAUCUGAAUUGCUAAGGGGUAUUUCUAAUCGUCCUGGUGACUACGGAAACUCUUUGCCGCUCUUCGGUAACUUCUUAGCCCUACUGCAGUCAAACAAGACAGCGCUGUAUGGAAAUAAGGUUUGCCCCUGCAAGGGUAGCAUCUGCGGUGGGAGUGGUGGUUCUUCUGAAUAUGGAGGAAACGCUGGUUCGCUGAGAACAGACGUGAUGAUUGUCCUGGGAUUCUUUCUCGUAGCUGUUUUUACUAAACAGUCUUAAACAUGAUGGCAACGACUUUAAUUUCAAGAAAUCAACCUUUGGCUAAGUCAAUAAAACUGCCCAUUACCUCUUGAAAUGUACGAACAUUACAAAAGUAUGUUAUUCGACGCGUAUUACUACUUCGAAUGCAUCUAAUACAAUUAGUGAUAACAAAUGAUAAUGAUAAAUACAAUAGUUACAUGAAGGAUAAUAAUACGA
Molecule: messenger RNA, 858 nt
Organism: Strongylocentrotus purpuratus (purple sea urchin)
Lineage: Eukaryota; Metazoa; Echinodermata; Echinoidea; Camarodonta; Strongylocentrotidae
Exons: 4
Coding region: 88-660 (190 amino acids)
Source: RefSeq, a predicted model, not a curated record